Molecule: messenger RNA, 2607 nt
Organism: Chelmon rostratus (copperband butterflyfish)
Lineage: Eukaryota; Metazoa; Chordata; Actinopteri; Chaetodontiformes; Chaetodontidae
Product: leucine rich adaptor protein 1-like
Exons: 2
Coding region: 934-1929 (331 amino acids)
Biological process (GO): positive regulation of canonical NF-kappaB signal transduction; positive regulation of cytokine production
Source: RefSeq, a predicted model, not a curated record
CCCUCCAGCAGCACGUUCUGGGCCGCACAGCAGCGACACCCCUGCCGUGUGAAUGGUGACAGCGGUCAGCAGGACAGAGGAGCUGUGCGUUCACACUUCCAGCGUUUUCAUGGCUGGUUCUGCGCUUCUGUGGCAGGUUUGUCAGUCGUGAUCAUGGUUUGUUGUGGAGUGUUCAGGAACACAACGUGUGUUGUCAGUCAACAGGUGUGGGACAUUUAUGGGUGCGUGAUUUUCCCCGCUGCUGGGGGUCUAACGUCUCACUGGAAGCUGGAAAGGUGAAGCGACUUUACGCGCAAGCUUUUCUCCGUAUACGCAGCUGAUCGGAGUGCCCGGAGGUGAUUACUGCGCAGUGGGAUGGAAGAGGAAAUCAACAACGAUUCCUUCCCAGAUCUGAAAGAACUGGAAAACAAGGUUGGCAGGAAGACACCGGAAAGCCUUCUGAUUUGGAUGAGAGAUGCUGCGGACUGCGAAGAUGUUUGGAGGUCUGAUGUGCUCGACAGGGAAGACCGCAGCUCUGCCUUCAGCGACAGCUUCUCUGACAAAAUCAGCAACUUAAAACAAGAGAUGGUAAAGAUUCCCAUUGUGUUCAAUGGUUUAAUAUUCAUAUUAUAGAUACAGUGUGCUUGAAAUGUACAAACUCCCUCUGCUUUGUACUGAGUUUAUACUGUUGGAGUGCGUCUUGCGCAUACCUGCGCAUCUUUUCAUAUUUGGGCAAUGCCACAACUUGCGCAGCCUGUUUCAGCAAUCAUUGCUCUGUUUAUUCUGAUCAUGUGUUUUCCUUUUACCUGCAGAAACGUCAACACCACUGAGUUCCGUUCUGGUCCACUUCACCACUCAUUUAAAUGUCUAAUGACAGACAUUGUCACCUGUCUCUCCACCACACCCCUCACCUGGCCUCUCUUUCAUUCUCCUCCAGUCAUUUAACACAUUCUGAUGGGGUUGCUAUACUCAUUCCUCUGCAUAACACUAUUCCCUCAUUCUUCUGUUUUUUUUUUUUUUGUUUGUUUUUUUUUUUGCUCUUUUCUUCUGCUUCAUGCACUGUUGUCAGAGGGGCCUCACUACUCGGGCAGAAUGACUGUCUGGGGGCCCCUGAGAGAGGUUAAGUGCUACAGUGAACAUACAUGCCUCUCUCAGCUCUCCCCAUACAUACAGCACACACACGCCAGUUCCCUUAUUUACACCUGCAUCAUCCUUAUCUACCCUAACUCCACGCUAUUCUUGCAGAGGUGGCUGCGCUCUGCCGACGUGAGGAUUCUUCGCCAGCUGGUGGCCGUGCAUGAGGGGAUCGAGGCCAUGCGUUGGCUGAUGGAGGAGCGGGAUGCCUUAGCCAGCCGUGGCAGCAGCUUGACGGGCAGCCUGAGCAGCCUUGUGACUGUGGAGGAGCACGGGCCCUCCAUGUCCCCCUGCAGAGAAAGCCUGAGUCCCACUCAGGGUUUGACUGAAACCGCUGGUGAGGAAUCAGAAGAUCACCUGCCACUCACUGACCAUGGUGAUUCAAACCACAACAUGCUGAGCCCUGAGUCUACUAAAACAAGACCUCCUAGUCUUUCCACCUCCACAUUUGAAGGCAGACAUGAUCAGGCAUCGUCCAGUCCUGCAAGCGGUUUGGUUAUUGCCAAUUUACUAAUGUCCCAACCACGGGACUCAGAUGUAGCUCCGUUACAGGACAUCAAAUCCGGUGCUGACACCAUCAGGAGAGCUCUGCUCAGAUCAAACAGGGCAAGAAGAGCAGUAAAAGUGGAUAAUGAUGCUGAACAGUCAGAGGGGACACGGGCAGAGACAGAGGUCCAAACUCAGGAGACUUUCAGAGCCUCUCAGAACAAUACGAUGGAAAAGGAAGAGAGUGCACCUAAUAUAGAGACAAAUCUGCUAGGAUAUGAUACUCAGUGGUGCUGGGUGGAGUCACAGGAUGAUGUGACGUUUCUAUGAUCUUCUAUAAGCACAAUUUUAAUGUAUGAUCUUUGGUUUAAAGCUUUUACCCUCAACAGUUAACUGCCAGUAAUACAGCAGGAUUUAAUACGCACUUUGACUUAUGUAUGAACAACGCUUAAAGAUGAAUGUGUCACUGUCUCAGUUUCCCUCCUCACUCUGUCAGUGCGUCUGGUCAGGAUGUAUGCCAUCUGAUAAUGUUUUCCCCUUUACCUGUAUAUUUUAGGAAUUCCACAAGAAAAUCGACAAAAUAAAUAAAUAAAAUAUUGCAAAUGAAGGAAAUCACAAAUAUGUACGAGCUCUUUUUAAAAAAUAUCCAGACAUACAGUAUUAUGUCCUUGUCUAAUAUUUUUUUACACACUGGGAACUAGAAUUUUAGAGAGACAGAUCAUGACUUUGAGAGACUUUGUUUUUUCAAGCAGUGGGCCUUCUUUUUUUCAUUAGACUGCACUGAAUUUCAUUUGUCUGUCUUAUUGUAUUUAUGAGACAAGAAUGGUCAUAUUUUGUGCUCAUUUCUCACAUAAUGUAUUGUCUGGUCUCCAUGCAAUCUCUCAUAAUUGUGGAUAUACUGCAACAAUAACCAUGUGAGGAUUUUAAAGAUGAUUUGUUCUGCCUUUGUUGUGCUUAAAUUGUUAUGCAAUGGUGAGCCUAAUAUUCCUGCUGGUAAUAAAGAAGACA